GCCCGCGCCGCGGCCUGGCGCCGCUCUCACCUCGGCCCCGAGGCGGCGGGGGCUGGGGGAGGAUAAAGCAGCAGCAGCAGGGGCUCCGCAGGCACUGACGUAUUAUUAACCUCAUCCCACUGCUCAGCAUGGCGAAGAAAUCGGAGGCUCCUCUUUCCUUAACUGACUGCCUCUGCCAAAUCUGCAUGGAGAUCUUCGUGGAGCCCGUGACGCUGCCGUGCAACCACAGCCUCUGCAACUCCUGCUUCCAGCUCACGGUGGAGAAGGCCAGUCUGUGCUGCCCGUUCUGUCGCCGUCGGGUCUCCUCCUGGGCCCGGUACAACGCCCGCAGAAACACCCUCAUCAACUGGGAGCUCUGGGAGAGGAUUCAGAAGAAAUACCCCAAGGAGUGCGAGCGCAGGAUUAACGGACAGGAUUUGGAAGAUGAAAUCUGUGUGUCCCAGCCACAACACCAGCUGAGCAAGCCCGGGGAACUGAGACAAGAAUAUGAAGCAGAGAUUAGCAAGGUGGAAGCAGAAAGGCGGGCGCACGAACAAGAGGAGAAUAAAGCAAGUGAGGAAUACAUUCAAAAACUGCUAGCAGAAGAGGAGGAGGAGCAGAGGUUAGCAGAAGAGAGGAGGAAGGAGUUGGAGAAGCAACUAAAGCAAGAUGAAGAGCUGGCCUGGCAGCUGAGCAACAGUCUGAAUGAAGACCCUAGAGGAAGCGGGCCCAGCAGUCCCUCACCAGCAGGCACUUUCUCAUCUGAAACCUCUCCCGUUAACAUGUGCAAAGUGAAGAACAAAUCGAGCAGCUCUGGGGACAUUCAGAAGUACCUGUCUUCAAAGUCUCAUCCUGCAUUGGGAUCUACAUCAUGCUCUAGAGGAACAGAAAGAGGCAGAGCUGACUCUUGCUCUCUGGAAAGCAAUAGCGGCGAAAGUGGCACCUCCGCGUGGCGAGAUGAGCAAGAGGAAAUGCCAACACUGUCUCCCCAGCUGACCAGCGUGGCCAAGGAUUGCAGCGGGAAGGACUUGUUCUUGGAAUCCUGCCUGAGCUUCUUAAGCGCCUCGGCUUCGGUGGAGUUCCCUGCUGCCAAGCAGGAAAAAACACCAGGACCAAGCCCUGCAGGGGGUGAAGUUCCAGAUGCGCUUGGUGAAGCCACCAAAGAGAAAGGGUCUGGAGCAAAGAGAAGAGAAAUGGAUGGGCUCGAGUUGGAUGGUGGUGGUGGUCUGGAGCGUGUGGAAAGUAGAAACCUUGAAAACUUGGCUUCAGAUGUUUCCAUGGUGUCUGAGAGCAGAAAUGGGAUUCAUGGUCUCCUUAAGGAGGCUGGAAAAGCGUAUCAAGAGCAACAGGAUAGAGAAGAAAACCCUAAGGAGACUCCAAAAAGAAAGCUGGGGGAAGCCCGGGCCGAAGCUGUGGUUGACUUGGGUUUGCUUGACAAGAGGAGAAGAACUUUUCCAGAAGCUUUAGAGGACCAAGGGGAGCAGUUAAAGGAUUUUAACAUGCAAAUGCAGAAAGCUUUUGAGCAGGAGCUCUAUGAAAGGCGAGUGCAAGAGGAGCAGGACAGGCUUCUGGCUCUGCAGCUGCAAAGGCAGAUCAACAAGGAGGAAGGGACGCUGAAUCGACGGAAGGGCUCUCCAGACGAGUACCAUCUUCGCACCAAAACAUCUCAGUCUAUGAAAGACUCUCUUGUUAGAAAGGGAAGUUUUAAGGGGGGAAAGGACUCCAAGCUACCCAAAAAACAACCUGAAACAAAUCACCGCAAGGCUCGGAAAGGUUCUUGCAAUGAAAACUGGCAGUCCCCCACCAGGCUCCGGAUGAAAUCGCCCAGCAUCAAAGGCGGAAAAGUUUUGAAUUGUGUUGUUAAUACCAAUGAAUCAAAUGAUAUUUGUUCGUUACCGAAAAAUAAGCAAAAGACAAUCCUUCAGAUGUUUAAAGGAUCUGUUGCAGAGUAGAUCAACAAAACUAUGGAAGAAUAGUCAAAUAAUUGAGAGUUAAAGCCAUUGUAAUGCUUUUUCUUGUGUUAGGCAAAACUUCCAAGUUUUAAAGCUGAUGAUUUUGAGUGGGGGAUCACUUAGGGCCACAAGUGCACCCAGAAUUGUGUUCUUUGCAGAAGUUUUAAUAACUGAAGCCCCCAGACCUUAACAGUUUUAAUUGCUUUGCUCUCAACUGCCGUUUUUUCCCUAGCACUGKUUUUUUUAUAUACAUAAUUUUGAAUGUAAAUGCUGUUUAAGAAAAAAACAAAAAGAACAAAAAUAACUUACCAUCUUAUCUUUAGAAUGACAAAUAAGAACUUUUGUGGGAAAAGUUCCUUCCCGCUGGAAACAACACGCCUCUCCAGCUGGGCACAACCAUGUGGAACCCAAGCAAGCUGCUGAAAUUUAGGUUGUUUAGUGAAUGGCAUCGUUGGCCUGGCAGUUACUGAGUGUUCCCAGAGAGCCCAUCUCUCCCUCUCUCUGUAACACACUAUUAGCCUCAUUUUUAGACAAAGAAAGAAAACCGGCUCAUCCUCCUACUGUAAGGAGUUGUGGGCUUUUAUCUGCCUCAGUUCACAGGGCAAAAUCGAGCUUCUGCAAAUGGAACAUUCAUUGGAGCUAGGAAAAAUGCUGUUGUUGUUCAUGUUCUGCAACUUCCUCAUACUCUGAUAAUAUUACCUACAUUUACUGCUGUCUGUUUUUCCUUCUGAUCCUGGUUUGAGUUGGAUUAAAAGCAUAUACUCUGUAUCAAAAAAGAAGAAAAGAGCAGGCUCCCAUUCCUGUGGAGAAAAUAAAGCUGAGGGGGUAGGCGGAGAGCAGAAACCUUCAGUUGUUGAUGGUGACAAUUAACGAUUGAUUUAAUAUUCAGCUUUACAUUAGCUYCUGGGGCUGUGUACAACUGUUCUCCUAYUUGUUUUCUUUUUCUUUUUCUUCUUCUUUUUUAGAGGAACGAAUACUGUCUUCCACAUGGCGUAAGAAAUGUAACCUUGUUCAAAUAAAUAACCAUUUGAACACCA
This is a messenger RNA of Nothoprocta perdicaria, 2968 nucleotides long. RefSeq names its product ring finger protein 168 (gene RNF168). The record is from RefSeq and is a predicted model, not a curated record. Bases 129 to 1931 code for a protein of 600 amino acids. NCBI's taxonomy places the organism in Eukaryota, Metazoa, Chordata, Aves, Tinamiformes, Tinamidae. Gene Ontology annotation, molecular function: metal ion binding; ubiquitin-protein transferase activity; nucleosome binding. Gene Ontology annotation, biological process: double-strand break repair; protein ubiquitination. The transcript has 7 exons. Gene Ontology annotation, cellular component: nucleus; site of double-strand break.